Suillus discolor is the source of this 396-nucleotide messenger RNA. RefSeq lists its product as uncharacterized. Bases 1 to 396 code for a protein of 131 amino acids. The transcript is spliced from 2 exons. NCBI's taxonomy places the organism in Eukaryota, Fungi, Basidiomycota, Agaricomycetes, Boletales, Suillaceae. The record is from RefSeq and is a predicted model, not a curated record.
AUGUCCGAUGGUACUUUCCGUGCAGCCACUCUAGUAAAACAGGCGUCAGCCCAGGACAAGAGGCACGCAGUCAUACACACAUCCUGGAAACUGGAGUUGAUCGAGAGGCAGAAGAAGUUCAUGCAGCUGGUCUGUGAACGAGGACUCCCCGCUUUGCAAGACGAUCAACAAUAUCUCAAAGCAAUUUUUGCCAAAGAAUUGGACGAUCUUGAUGUCGCCAAUGAACAGUAUAGACAGUUUACGGCUCAUUCCAGGAAGCGGGUUACUCCAUUCGCGAAUAGCAGCGAUACGGAACACUCCCCUGAUGAAUUCAUGGCAGAUGAUGACUCCCACUCCUCAUCAGGCUCCCACAGUGAUGGUGGUUUGGAUGACCUCAUUUACGGGGUGAAUGAAUAA